Nothobranchius furzeri (turquoise killifish) is the source of this 3131-nucleotide messenger RNA. Its product is annotated as prostaglandin E2 receptor EP4 subtype. The record is from RefSeq and is a predicted model, not a curated record. Gene Ontology annotation, cellular component: plasma membrane. Gene Ontology annotation, biological process: adenylate cyclase-activating G protein-coupled receptor signaling pathway; negative regulation of inflammatory response; inflammatory response. Lineage: Eukaryota; Metazoa; Chordata; Actinopteri; Cyprinodontiformes; Nothobranchiidae. Gene Ontology annotation, molecular function: prostaglandin E receptor activity.
UGCCUUGUAGGGGUACUGUGACAUCAUUUUGGUGUGAUUACUCACACAGCAGCAUACUUUUACAGCUUGAUCCCAUUGCUGGGACCACAGACGUAUAAUGCACUUAACAGGCAAUAAAUACUUUACCUUUAAACAUCUGAGUGCACUUUAAAGUGCUCAAAGAGGACUUGUGCAGCCAGUGAUUCACAUGGAAAGGACAUUACGGUAAGUUUGGCAUCACUGUGUUGUCUACCAGUCCCUUUUUAGUCUGCAGCAGAAGCAGAGGUUCAUCUCUCAUGAGGUGUUUUGGUUUUUUUUUUUAUUUUGGUUGCAGACAGAAAGCGCGCUGUGGUGCUCCUCAGUAUAAACACAAGCCAUGCUGUAAUGAAUGUGUGAUGAUGGCUGCCCAGUGGGAGAAGGCUGGCUGCAGCCGCCUGCCGUCCAUCAGCCUCCUGUUGUUGUUAGCAGUCGUUUACAGUCUUCUCUGUUUGGGACAAAGCUGCACUUUGGGAACAGACGUUCGUCACGGGGGAAAGUGUGGGCUGCAACAUGGCUCUGGAGCAAACACUGGUGCUAAUGUGUUUACAGCUCUGUCCCAUUCUGCAUCAGGUCAACGCUGAAGUAGAAUCAUAAGAGGACGUUAGUUUGAAACCAGUAAUGACUUUCUGAGUUGGGAUGCACAAUGGAAAUCUAAAGUCCGCCAUAAUCAGCUGGAAGGACUUUCUGGAGAUCGUAGCGACAUUUCCAAAAGAGAAAAAUAAAAAGAGAAACUUGAAAGAGUUGUUGAAAUAUAAGAGACUCACAUAUGUUUAGUUGAGCCAAUGAGCCACUUAAAUAAAAGCUGUUUGACACUUCAUAGUUUUAGGACUCGUGUAAUUUUUUUAAAUUUUGUUCCUUUUAUCCUCUUCCUGUGGAAUUCAUUCUAUUGAGUCCUGACUCAUAUUUCUGGAUGUUUAAACAUUUCCACAUUUAUUAUAAAAGCAAAUGAAAAUAGAGAUUCUUUCAUUUAUAACAGGAUUUUUAGGGUAAAUCUCUCCUAAUCUGAGAAACAGAAACUUUUAACUGAUAAGUGAAUAAAACGAAGAAUCUCGGUCGAGUUUGUUUACUUUUCAGAUGACCUUCUGUGGUUGACGCAAACACACGUCUGUGAUCACAUCUGUGGAUGUAAGGAAACUUUUUAAUGUUUUAAUUAAUUAUUUUCGCCUGUUCCUGUGAGAAGACCCAGCCCACCCGCUUGAGCUGUCGGGAGGGUGGGCUGGAUCGUUGCGCCUACUUUAGGGACAUCCCCCAGACUCAGCCCAGCUGUGCGCCCCGACGUUUGCAUCUUUUACUGGAAAGCAGACGGGAUGAGACUCCCACUGGACAGUCCCCUGUUGCCUUAUCGUCUUCUGCAGGAGGCUAAAGAGGAAAUGCGCGCUCAGAGCCACAUCAGACCGAUAGAAAUGACGGAGGCGAUGGAGAGCCCGAACUUUACGCAUGGAUCUAUUUUCAUUAACGAGUCUCAUCUUCAACAUUUAACCGGAAAUCCUGGAACAAACUCGACAGAGAUCGCUGUACCAAUUUUCAUGUUUGCUGGCGGGGCCAUUGGGAACUUGAUUGCAGUAAUUGUCCUUUCAGGCUCGCGUCAAGAGAGAAAAUCCUCCGCUUUCUACACGCUGGUGUGCGGCUUGGCGGUGACGGACCUGCUGGGCACCUGCUUGGCCAUCCCGCUCACCAUCGCCAACUACAUGGACGCGCUUGUGCUGAGGAACCAGCGCGUCUGCGAGUUCCAAUCCUUUGCGUUGCUGUUUUUUGCUUUAACCGGACUGAGCAUCAUCUGCACCAUGGCGGCCGAGCGCUACCUGGCCAUCUGCUGCCCCUACACUUACCACCGCUGGGGGGUGGGCCGACGCUUUGCGCAGAAGUUCCUCUUCUUUAUUUACAUCAGUCACGUUUUUUUCUGCUUUCUCCCAAUGAUGGGCAUCGCGGAAAGCCAGCUGCAGCCGUCCGGCACCUGGUGCUUCAUCGAUUGGAGGACAUCUGAGCCGGUGGCCACCGCUUACUCCGUCCUGUACGGUGUCGUGAGCCUGCUGCUGAUUCUGGGCACCAUCGUGCUGAACCUGGCGGUGUGUGGAGCGCUGCUGCUCAUGCGCCGCAGGACCGUGCAGCGACCUGUCACCACGGGCAGCGUCCGGGAGAGGUGGAGAGCGCUGUCCUCGGACGCAGAGACGCAGAUGAUCACGGUGCUGGUGAUGACCUCCGUGGUGGUUCUGUCUUGUUCUGCUCCGUUAGUGGUGCGUAUGUUUGCCAACCAUUUCCAAGACGACCACAAAGCAGACCUGGCAGCCAUCCGAAUUGCCUCAGUGAACCCCAUCCUGGACCCCUGGAUCUACAUCCUCCUACGGAGGUCCCUGUUCCGACGAUUGCUCGGUUUAUCCAGGAAGUGCAGCAGCACCCGCAGCAUUUCCUCGCCCACACAGCAAAUAGAUCUGUUUCAUUCAGAUAUGAGGCAUGACCACGUGUUCACCCAGCUCAUGUGCAACGCCAGCGUCAUCACUCAGCUACCCGCUGUAACCAAAUUCAGUCGUCAAGAUGCAGAGAAGCUCUGACAGACAUGAGCUUCUGCAGUCUGUGAGAUACUGCUGCAGAGGAGGGAGGGAGGAUCGUAUGGGUCCACCGCUGAACCAGACCCUCACAGAUCCAGUGAGGUUAUUUAUUAAACAACAACGGAGGAACACUCUGAAUGUUGCAAGUAUGGAAGUAGCUAAGUGUAAUGAUGACACUUGGCCUUUGCUCUGUGCCUCUCAGUAUUUUUACAGUCUAUUUGGCAUUAAAUGUCACAAAAACUCAUCUUCUUACCGCUAACUGUUCGGAUUUUUUGUUGUUGUUUAUAUAAAAAAAAAUCCUGUUUAAUAGUUGGGUUUUUGGAAGAAAAAAGUCUGUUCUUUUUCAUUUUAUCGUUUUAUUUUUAAAACAAAAAUUCACAUUUAAAACAUGAAUUUGAUGCACUGAAAAAAUGCUGCUGAAGCUUUUUUACAAUAAAGAUUGUUGUUUAAAUAAAUCUGAUCGUGUUUUAGGUGAUCUCGUCACAUUUUGGGAAUCCCAGCUCUUUGCGGAGUGAUGAUGCAAAAUUAACUACGAUGUUUGUAACUAUUAAAUAUUUUUCUUCUUGC